AACCGGAAGCGGCUCGCCCCGCUUGCUGGCGGCCACCGCCACCAUGCUCCGCCUUCUCCGUGCCUGCUGUCGGGCGCCUUCCCAGAUCCUGAAGACUUCUCCAUCUGUGGUACGGGUUUCUAGGAGGCAGAAUGUCCCCCCUUUUUCUCUGAAACCUUGGCUCCUCCCGUCCAGGCCAGGGUCUGAGGAUGGGGGUAAAGAAUAUCACACGUCUUCCUGCUGCUUCAAGAAGAAGGUCCCAGUGGUCUCCACAAGGCUACCACCCACUCUGACCUACCUGCCUGACACCCCAAAGCCAGCCCUCUAUGUUGCUUUGACUGGAUUGGUCCCCUUUGUGGCCCCACCCCUGAUCAUGAUGAUGACCAAGACCUAUAUACCAGUACUGGCAUUUACUCAGAUGGCUUAUGGAGCCAGCUUCCUGUCUUUCCUGGGAGGGGUCAGGUGGGGGUUCACUCUGCCAGAGGACAGUCCAGCCAAGCCGGAUAUCAGGAAUUUAGUCUGCAGUGGGGCCCCACUGGUGUUUUCCUGGUAUGCCUUCCUUAUUUCUGAGGGACUCACUGAAGCCAUCGUCCUGGUGAUCAUGGGCUUUGGGGUGGCAUUACACAAUGAAGUCUUCCUCCUGCCCCAUUAUCCUAACUGGUUCAAAGCCUUGAGAAUAGUAGUGACUCUCGUGGCAUUUUUUUCAUUUGUAGCCACUUUGAUAAUCAAAGAUUUUUAUCCAGAAACUGGCCCUAAGCAGCCUGGUCAUACUGAGUGAAGCUCACUCUCCUGGCCCGUUGUGAGCAGGCAGGCUAUUAAGAUCCUCCUUCUUGUUUUCUCUUUGUAAUUCCUGCAUCUGGUGACUGUCCUGCUCUGGAAAUCUUGUCCUUUCAUUAGUUGCCUGAGGCUGUGGCCCACAGUACUGGCAAGUUUGUCUGUAGGCUGGUGCUCACAAGUUUCUUUCUGCUGUUUAUAAGUAAAUUGUAAAGAGUUUUUAAAAGAUCAAAUAAAGACCACAAAGCAUC
Messenger RNA from Phascolarctos cinereus (koala), 1004 nucleotides. RefSeq names its product transmembrane protein 69 (gene TMEM69). The record is from RefSeq and is a predicted model, not a curated record. NCBI's taxonomy places the organism in Eukaryota, Metazoa, Chordata, Mammalia, Diprotodontia, Phascolarctidae.